This is a messenger RNA of Exophiala xenobiotica, 1581 nucleotides long. Its product is annotated as proliferating cell nuclear antigen (pcna). Gene Ontology annotation, cellular component: PCNA complex. Gene Ontology annotation, molecular function: DNA polymerase processivity factor activity; DNA binding. Lineage: Eukaryota; Fungi; Ascomycota; Eurotiomycetes; Chaetothyriales; Herpotrichiellaceae. The record is from RefSeq and is a predicted model, not a curated record. Bases 1 to 1581 code for a protein of 526 amino acids. Gene Ontology annotation, biological process: regulation of DNA replication; translesion synthesis; leading strand elongation. The transcript has 9 exons.
AUGUCUGGCCGCAAUGAUCAACCCCAGCAGGACGGACUGAACCCUUUGCAAGAAUAUCAAAUUGAAAUCGCAAUCGGCAAUGUUCUGCGCAUAUCGGAAACCUCUCCACCGGAGUCCUUAUCCUGGGAAAAUCGAGUACUAGUUGCGAGAACAGCCAUAGCAACAUUCGAAAGGACGGGGUUCAUACAGUUGCCCAACUAUACGACUGAACGCACCUUCGUCAUUGGGGCAUUGCAGAGGCUUGCACAUCACGAACCCGACAGUGCUGGUGUCCUUGAUAUCUCGGAUUGGUGCAUGCAGCAAUGGCUGCUACUCCUCCAAGGGAAUGGUAACGACUCAGACGCUCUUCGAGGCCUCGGUCAGAAUUGGUUGGCACGCUCUCAAAAUGUUCUCUCGCGAAUACAUCGAAAUGAAGGAAGCUCAUCCAGCGGAAGCAGUGGCAGACCGCAAAGCAUGAAUGAUAGAGUCUCAUACACAUCCUCACAAGAUGCUAGAGAAGCAGAACGGGCAGUCAUUGAAGCCGACGCACGAGCUCAUACGGCGGACUACGUCGAAGCACGCGGGAUGCUUAUUCCAGCAGUCGACUACUUCUCCAGGGCGGUCGAUGCUGCUGAUGAAAACGGGAGAUUGAGUGGCGAGUUACUGUCGGAGGCUGCGGAAGCGAACAUGAGUCUAGGCAAUGUUUCCUAUUCUCAUCAAAACGAGCAGUACUUCCACAGAGCCAUUCGAUAUCUGCGGAGAGCAGCCCAGACGCCAGACUUUCGUCUCUCCCCUUACUUACAGAGUUAUCUCGAUGAUUAUGUGUUGGAAGCACGGCUGGAGCGGGCUGCGGACCUGAAGAAGGUCGUGGACGCCAUCAAAGACCUUGUUCAGGAUUGCAACUUCGACUGCAAUGACUCUGGUGUCGCACUCCAAGCAAUGGACAAUUCCCACGUCGCCCUAGUCUCCAUGAUGCUCAAAGCAGAAAUGUUCUCUCCCUACCGAUGCGACCGCAACAUCGCCCUCGGGAUUAACCUGAACUCCCUGACAAAGGUCCUACGUGCCGCCCAAAACGAUGACAUCCUCACUCUGAAGGCCGAAGACGCUCCAGAUGUCGUCAACCUGGUGUUCGAGAGCAGCGAGACGGACAGACUCAGCGAGUAUGACAUCAAAUUGAUGGACAUUGAUCAAGAGCAUUUGGGAAUUCCAGACACCGAAUACGCGGCGACAAUCGAGAUGCCCAGUGCAGAGUUCGCGCGUAUCUGCCGUGACUUGCUUGCUAUGUCAGAAUCUGUCUCUAUCGAGGCAAACAAGGACGGUGUGCGAUUCGCGUGUCAAGGCGACAUUGGCAAUGGAAGUGUCACAGUCCGACAGCACAACAACAUGGACAAGCCUGAACAAAAUGUCUCCAUCCACCUCUCCGAACCUGUCUCCUUGACAUUCUCUCUCAAAUACCUCGUCAACUUCUGCAAAGCUAGUGGUCUCUCAUCGAGAAUCAAACUCUGCCUUUCGCAAGAGGUACCGUUAUUGGUGGAGUACACUCUGUCCGGGAGCAGCUAUCUUCGGUUCUAUUUGGCUCCAAAGAUUGGCGAUGACGAAUGA